This is a messenger RNA of Angiostrongylus costaricensis, 453 nucleotides long. NCBI's taxonomy places the organism in Eukaryota, Metazoa, Nematoda, Chromadorea, Rhabditida, Metastrongylidae. The record is from the annotation of a GenBank genome assembly.
CUCACUGGUUGUGGAGACCCCAGCAUGAUCUCUUUUUUCGGAUCAUUGUUGUUUCCUGGAGUCCUAAUGUCAACGUCUCCCGGAAUCCAUCAUCCUUCUUCUUCUUGUACUGCUAUGUCUCCUAUUAUUCGUAUUGCUGGACUAUCUGGUGCGGUAGCCGUUGCGCUUGCAGCCUAUGGAUCACAUAAGAUUGGCAAUGACAUGACGAUAGAUGUACGGAGAAAGAAAGCUUUCGAAACAGCAUCCCUACAUCACAUCGUGCACACCUUGGCAAUCUUAGCUGCACCAAAAGCGCGAUACCCAUAUUUAACAAGUGCAGUCUUCCUGAGCGGCAUCAUCAUGUUCUGUGGGCCAUGUUACCAUUACAGCAUUGCUGGUCAAGAAUCGACGCGAAAAUUCACUCCUAUAGGUGGUGUCAUGUUUAUUCUUGGUUGGAUCACUUUCAUACUUUAG